AUGCUCCUGAACCCCUUCCGACCAUGUGAGGGCUCUCCCACCUUCCAGGAGGAAUACCGGAGCAGCAAUUACGUCCCAGAGGUGAUUGAAACCGCAUGGGGCCGCCAGAUCGUGGCUCCAGAUACUCCCUAUGUGGCAGCAGCCGGCCCUAGCCAGCUAUACUUUCUCGACACCCGGCUCGACCCUGAGAUGGCCCAGCACAUUAAGCAACAGAUUGAGAAGGCCAGCGUGCCGCAACUAGACGAGUACAUAGCCAUUGACGAGAUUGAGGCCACGGCAGAAGUGAAGAACAGUGUGACCGGCGAAACGACCUUCGUGUUCGACCCCGCCUACGCCCGGAUACUGUUCGCCAGGGGCAUGAAUAGGCAUAAUCCGGAUCUUAAACUGCCGGAGCCUGAGCCGGCGGGUGACUGGUUGGUCACCUAUGAUUUAGACAAUAUUUUGGCAGCGAAGGGAAGAAGCGUGGCUAAGGGAUGA
Messenger RNA from Aspergillus niger, 477 nucleotides. RefSeq lists its product as hypothetical. The transcript has a single exon. Bases 1 to 477 code for a protein of 158 amino acids. The record is from RefSeq and is a predicted model, not a curated record. NCBI's taxonomy places the organism in Eukaryota, Fungi, Ascomycota, Eurotiomycetes, Eurotiales, Aspergillaceae.